ACUACUAGCCAACUCCCUACUCUCUCUCAUAUCCAUAUUGAAGAAAUAUCAAGGGGUGUACGAAAGUUAAAUCAGAUCCUCCUGGCCUGCUCUAAUGGCCUCAACUUUGACAGAUAUUCAAUAGAAAUUGGAAGGGAACUGUUGAAAGGAGCAAUGGAUUUGGAAGAGUCUCUAAAGUUGCUUGUAAACAUGCAGGAAACUUCGGAUUAUUUGAUAACGCCGCAGAGAAAAAGUCGGUUAACAUUGCUAGAGGAGGAUGAAGAUGAUGAUAAGAACACCGACACAGUAGCCGAUCAGAAACAAUUGGGUAGGCCAAUAUUUUCUUUUGAUAGACCCACAAGAAAUUAUAAAGACAUUCAAGAAGUUGCAAGAACAGAACUUAAGCUGAGGUUGGCAGCUCUUACCUACUCUUCAGAGGUUACUAAUUCCAAGCAUGACAAGAAAGUUGGAGCUUCCCCAAAUUUACAUUCUCACAAACGAUCAAUUAGCUAUGGUCCAAACACUAAAACUCUCACUGCAUUCUCAGAACAAACUCACUCAACUCCAUUGCAGUCUAAACAAGAGAAAUCCAGAAUUCCAAAUGUAAUCGCAAAGCUGAUGGGGAUUGAUGAACUUCCGGGAAAUGUAGAUUCAAAAGUCACCAAAAAGGAGUCUGGAAAUAAAAAGUUAGAAGGGAUAACUGCAAAGAUACCUGCACAGGAAAGCAUCAAGAAAGCUGAACAAAGGACAAAAGAUUCCACAACCCCAGUUCUCCCACCAGCAAAACAAAAGGAAACAAUAGCCAGCAAGAUUCCUUUGGCUCAGGAUACAGUUACAUCACAAGCAGGAAAAACAUUCACAACUAGAAAUGGUAGCGCAAGAGUUGAUACAAACAGUGACGUUGCCCAGUCGAAUCAUAGCACUGGAAGUAGAAAAGAAAAUCAGGAGGAGAGAAACAAUGAUGGUAUAAAGCACAGGGAACAUAAGGACACUGAAAGAAGUGAAAUCAAGGAACCAAUUUUCAAGGAUGAGAUGCAGCAGAUGAUACCACUUGUACAUAAAAGAUCAGAAGCUGCACUUACAGCCAAAAAGCCAGAGUAUAGCAAAAGCAUGCUUCAUGGGGAAAAUAGUUUUGCUAACAAGCUUCUCCUAAGCAGUCAACAAAAGCUGCAAUAUAAUCAUGGGUUUCAACAGGUUCACAUGCUCCAAAAAUCGGAGCUUCGACAAUCAGAAGAAAGGGAGCAACAGAAAUUGAAAUUGCAGGAGAAGAAACAAAAGAGACAUGAACCAACAUCAAGUAGUAUCUCCAAACCAAUAUCCGGUGCAACCAAUUUGCAAAAGAAGCAGCUGCAAAUGAAUCAAGCAGCAACUACUAGGGAAGGCUCUACCGAACAUGUUGAUGCAGCGCAAUUCAAUGGACUAGCAGAUAGUAGGCACCAAGAAACUCCAGCCAGCGAUAGGAAUUCAAUAAUUUUAAAUUUCAGAAUUAAAGAUUCAUUAAGCAGAAACUCCGGUUUGCAUUCUUCUCGAGGGGAUAAAGAAUCUGAAUCAGCAAAAGCCCGCAUCCCAUUUGCUGUGGAUGAGAAACCCGUUCAAGUUCAAACAAUGAAUGCGAGAAGUGCAAAAGGGCAUAAACUCGGGGUCUCUGGAAAGAUUAAUGAAGUUCCAAUUUGCAAGAGAGGAAACAGAUUAGGCAGGAGAAACUUGCUAUCACCCAAGAAGCAGAGAAAAUGA
Hibiscus syriacus is the source of this 1713-nucleotide messenger RNA. Its product is annotated as beta-taxilin-like. Lineage: Eukaryota; Viridiplantae; Streptophyta; Magnoliopsida; Malvales; Malvaceae. The record is from RefSeq and is a predicted model, not a curated record. The coding region runs from base 154 to 1713 and encodes 519 amino acids. The transcript is spliced from 4 exons.